Messenger RNA from Plasmodium inui San Antonio 1, 624 nucleotides. RefSeq lists its product as hypothetical. Gene Ontology annotation, cellular component: GINS complex. The transcript has a single exon. NCBI's taxonomy places the organism in Eukaryota, Apicomplexa, Aconoidasida, Haemosporida, Plasmodiidae. Bases 1 to 624 code for a protein of 207 amino acids. The record is from RefSeq and is a predicted model, not a curated record. Gene Ontology annotation, biological process: mitotic DNA replication initiation.
AUGAAUGAAGAAAUCGAUAAGAAUAUAAAAUUAAAUAGCAAUUUCAUAGAGUUUGAAGAAAUAAUAAAAGACAUCAACACCCCGUUCAGUUUUAUUGACUUGGUUGAAAUUCCUUGUGUGCCUUUAGUGGACAUAUAUGGAUUGUCCCUCCUCAGCAAUGAAGCAUAUUUGGAAUAUAAAAAUGGGUUAAGGGAAGACAAGCUAAAUCCAGAAGAUGAAAUUCGAUUGACUCUCUUUUUUGCAGUAAAACUAUACAAAAAGAAUGUCUUAAAGAUAAAGUUUCCUUCCUACUAUGACAUCAUCGAAACACUCAAGUUUGACCCUGUGUCUGUUACCAUAGGGCUGUUUAACCAAUUUUAUUUCGAAACCGCAUACGAGUUGUGUAAUUUAUUGCCAGUUAGUGAAUGGCCGUCCACCAAUUUUUAUGACAUUUUGAGAAAGGCAGAAAAGACUAGGAUACAUUUUUUGAUAAACAACAAAACGAAAUUAAAUUCGUACUUCCUGGAAGGACUCACAAACAAGGAAAAAAAAAUUUACAAAUACUUUAUUGAGGGGACUUCCAAGGAAAGGGAGUCCAUGAAUAAGGAGACUACGCUGUUUUAUUUUUACGAAAAGGACAAAUGA